Molecule: messenger RNA, 585 nt
Organism: Aphanomyces astaci
Lineage: Eukaryota; Oomycota; Saprolegniomycetes; Saprolegniales; Verrucalvaceae
Exons: 1
Source: RefSeq, a predicted model, not a curated record
GAUCGAUUCGUGGCUUUGGUAUUCCAAGCUCCUUGGUGACUCCGCCGUCGUAUCCACCGCAAAGGCCUGGUCCGCGUCGCUUUCCACAACAUGUGGUACCUUUGGUUCCGCCGCGAGGUCAUCCACGAGACGACACGGCUGCGCCUGUACAACGGCUAAGUGCUCCCCGUGCUCCUCAACAACUGUGGCACCUGACCUGCUCCCCCUGGGGCCUCCUUGGACGCAUCCCCCGGUGUGCCGCCGAUAUUGCGGCUUACGAGUCCAUGCUCCGGUGCUUCAUCUAUCCGUCGCUGACCCUUGGCCCGGCCGUCCCAUCUCGUCGCCGCCUCGCGACCAACGCUUUCCUCAAAGCCGCCUCCGACGAGCUCUAGCGCUUACAUGCCUCGCCGACCUGCAGGUCCUCCACUCCACCGCCGCGAACCCAACCCAGUGAAUGGUGCUGACCAAGCAGAUCGUUGCCAGAUGCCCUCAUACGUCUAACGGUCGGCGUAUGUGAAGUCCGUUAGCUGUAGGCACAAAUGGUUUACUAUACAUGCUAAGACUACUAUAUCUUAUAAGCAAAACAGGCAAUGAAGGAACGCUCCC